Cooperia oncophora is the source of this 231-nucleotide messenger RNA. Lineage: Eukaryota; Metazoa; Nematoda; Chromadorea; Rhabditida; Trichostrongylidae. The record is from the annotation of a GenBank genome assembly.
AUGCGGCAACAAUCCGCUGCCUUUAUAGAUGUCGGAGAGACUUCAUACUUGAUGUUUGCAGACGACAUAGUCUUGAUUGGAAGCGAACCGAGUGCACUCGAAAGCUCCCUGAAUAUUUUGAGCGAAGCCUCCCAAUCCAUUGGACUUGUAAUACAUCCAGGAAAAACCAAAUGGAUGAAAAACAACUAUACAAAUGACUAUCGUUUAUGCAUGAAAGCGAUCAGUCAUUGA